GUCGCCGGCCCGCAGCGGGGAGCGGCCAUGGAGGGCUGGGUGCGCUUCAGCGCCCAGAGCCAGGCCAAGGAGCGGCUCUUCAGGGCCGCGCAGUACGCCUGUGCCUUGGCGGGGGACGCGCUGCGGAGGAACGGGGCGAGCGCCGGCGUCCUGGCCAGCCUUCAGCAGCUGGAAGCUCACCUCAGCCUGGGCCGCAAGCUGCUACGCCUGGGUAGCUCGGCCGAGGCGUUGGAGGCGGCGAAACGGGCCAUCCACCUGUCGGACAUGGUGCUGCGGUUCUGUGUCACCCUCAGCCACCUCAACAGGGCCAUGUACUUCGCCUGUGACAACGUCCUCUGGGCAGGGAAGACGGGGCUGGUGCCCAGCGUGGAGCAGGAGAAGUGGAGCCAGCGGUCCUUCAGGUAUUACCUCUUUGCCCUCGUUGUGAACCUGAGCCGGGAUGCCUACGAGAUCCGGAUCCUGAUGGAGCGCGAGGCGGGCGGGAAGCGAGCGAAAGGCGCCGGGAACGGCUGCCAGCUCCGGGCUGACACCGGGCUCCAGCAGCUGGGGCUGAGGCUGCAGAUCCAGCUCCAACUUCUGAUCCACGUCCUCCGGAACAACCCUCCUCUGCUGCUGGACGUGGUGAAAAACGCCUGUGACCUUUUUAUCCCUCUGGACAAGCUGGGGCUGUACAAAACCAACCCGGGCUUUGUGGGGCUGUGCGGCCUGACCUCCUCCAUCCUCUCCAUCCUCACCAUCCUUCAUCCCUGGCUCAAACUGAAGCCUUAGUCAUCCUCAGAGCCUGCCUCCGGGCUCCAAGCCGGCGCAGGCAGAUAUUUGGGGACCCUGGGGGGUUACUCCUGGGGCUGGGACAUGACUAAAGCUGACUGGCUCGGUCCUGUCGUGUGCAGCUGCGCGUUCCCGUCACGCCUGGCUGCCGUAAUAAAAACGGGAGGAAGGUG
Tyto alba (common barn owl) is the source of this 941-nucleotide messenger RNA. RefSeq names its product peroxisomal biogenesis factor 11 beta (gene PEX11B). The record is from RefSeq and is a predicted model, not a curated record. The transcript has 4 exons. Gene Ontology annotation, biological process: regulation of peroxisome size; peroxisome fission. NCBI's taxonomy places the organism in Eukaryota, Metazoa, Chordata, Aves, Strigiformes, Tytonidae. Gene Ontology annotation, cellular component: peroxisomal membrane. Bases 28 to 768 code for a protein of 246 amino acids.